UUUUAUAGAGAUACUAAGAGCAUGGACCGUUGAAAAGUCAUCUGUUCAUUUGCCAGCUGACCGCGCCGCUCUCGUGUCUCAUUAUCUGUUAUUCGUGUUUCUUGUAUCUGGAGGGAUUAUUACAGCUAUUGAAAUUGUCACCGAGUUGAAGAAUGGGCAAUGAGCCAAUAGUAUGAAGAUAACGCCACGUCGAGAUUCCUGACAAGUUAAGACAACACAAGACUAGAAGGCUUGUUAUUUUAUUUGUUUAUUAUUAUUUUUUUUUUUUCCUUGUCCUGCGGUUCCUCCUGCACCAUGUCCGGGAACGACGUGGGGAACCAGGUGAUCCUUGCCACGGCGAGCUAUGACCACACCAUCAAGCUGUGGCAAGCCCAUAGUGGCAUCUGCCAGAGGACUCUCAAGCAUCCGGAGUCUCAAGUCAAUGCCAUGGAGAUCACUCCAAACCGUCAGCAGCUGGCAGCAGCAGGAUACCAACACAUCCGCAUGUACGACCUCAAAUCUCUGAGUGAGGAUCCUGUCAUCAACUUUGAAGGCAUCAGCAAAAAUGUGACAGCACUUGGCUUCCAGGAGGAUGGGAAGUGGAUGUUUACUGGAGGAGAAGACUCCACAGCCAAGAUAUGGGACCUGAGAUCAUACAACUUGCAUGUGUCACGGAUCUUCCAAGUGAACUCACCUGUCACCUGUGCCUGCCUGCACCCUAACCAGGCAGAGCUCUUUGUUGGAGACCAGUCAGGUGUUAUCCACAUCUGGGACAUUAAGACUGAACACUAUGAGCAGUUGAUCCCAGAAGCAGAUGCGAGUAUUCAGAGCAUCGCCAUAGACCCUGAGGGCACCUACAUGGCAGCUGUCAACAACCGGGGCAAGGCGUAUGUGUGGCGGCUCUCAGGCGGCACAGGAGAGAGCCCCACUACCCUUACCCCUGCCCGCUCCAUCCACGCACACAACAAAUAUGCCCUCAAAGUCAGGUUCAGCCCAGACUCAACCAUGAUGGUGACUACCUCAGCAGACCACACUGCCCGAAUUUGGAAGACUGCUGAUUUCUCCCAGAUGACAGAGUUAAAUGAGAGCAACCAGCGAUGGGUGUGGGAUGUGGCAUUCUCAGCAGACUCACAGCACAUCAUUACUGGUUCCUCAGACAAUGUUGCCAGGUUGUGGUCAGUGGAGAGUGGGGAAGUGAAGAGAGAAUACAGUGGCCAUCAGAAGGCCAUCUCUGCAAUAGCCUUCAAGGAUGUCUUGUAUCCCUCCUGAGACCCAGCCAAGGAUGAUGGUCAGAGAAGGAGAGGAAGUUGUGGAAGUGCCCUUCAAUCAAAGUGGUAAUAAGAACUAGAUGGAGAGGUGCUUUAACAGAUCAUUCUUAAUAGAAAAAGGAUGAUAGAAAUAUGAUAGAUAAGGGAAGUUAUAUUGAUAGUUUGUGAUGGAUACAAGAUACAGAUCAUUUUAAUUAAAAGGCUAGGAGUGAUAAAGAAGUGACUGAAUGCACACCAGUAUUUUUCUACAUCUUUAAUUGAGGUCAGUAUUAGGAAUGCCGUGGUUAGAGAAUAUUGGUCACUGAAUUUGCCCAUCAUGACGCUCAAGUAGUAAUUGCCUCCUCAUAGUGUGUUGCUUGAAAGUUGCUAGUUGUUCCUUUCAAACUGUGAUCAAGAGGUAGGAGUUCCUAGUGUUCAUGAACUAAGAAUUCAUCUACUUGAUGGUUGGAAGGUACCAUGUUAAGAUAAAUUUUCCCUGGAAGAUUUUUUAUGAAGUAAAAAAGAUACUUAAAAGAUUGGACUGAUGUAGAGAGGAACUUACAAUGUAUCAAGUGGCAGGACAAAAUAUGAGUGAGACUGGAUUGAGGAAAUAUAUUGUAGGGUAUAAGGACAGGAGCACGGAGAUUUCAUAGCAGGACUACAUUUUUGAAGGGCUUCCAAGGAACAGUUAUUUGAAUAGAUGGACAACAGCUUUUUACAAUGGAUGGUAUUGUCACAGUUUUUUAUGCAAGUCUUUCCUGAUUCUUGGUCUUGGAAACUCCAGCAAAGGAUGGCCAUGGUACGAGUUGAAAAGUUACCUUUCCACUUCUCCUUUUACCUCAUUUUUGCACACUUCAGUUUCUUGCUGUACUCGUUAUUUCACUCACCUACUCCCUUCAAGUGACGAGACCAUCAGGAAGCAGGAUUGAUCAUGAUACUGUGAAAGAUGCUAAGUGUGAGGAAAAAUUUUAAGGAGCAGGUAUAGAGUAUGUCAUUGAAAUUUACUAAAUAAGGUAAUGUACAAUCGAGUAAAAUGCACCACCAUCCUAACUAUGGUACAGAAUAUAUCAUUAUAGUUUGCUAAUAUCAGAGGGAGUAGCCAUUGAGUUUUGUUAACUUGUGCACAUUUUCUGCCAUCUUAAUUAUAUUAGCUAUUAACUAUAUUAGGAAUGCAGGCUAGAUAUUAUGGUUGUGGAGCUUUAUUUAAUUCUUGUACCAUAUCAUGAGUGAAGAUGCAGUACUUGCUGUUGAAUUUGCCUCACACUCAGCAGUCUUCAUUGAUAGGCGAUGUAUAGUUAUCAAGGUAGCUUUUGUUCUAGUCAAGUGUAAUACAGUAUGUGCAGCCUUGACACCAUGGGGCUGACCUAAUUUCUUUUCAUUAUAAAUGGAGGCGGCUCACAACUAUCUUAUUAGGUAGGCAUGAUGUUCUGAUGCUCUUAGAACAUCGUGCAACCUUAUAUGCUCUAUGGGGAAAAGGUGUCUAAAUUACUUCAGCUGUUCAGCUUAUGUAGAGAAACCAUCUGUCCAUCUGGUGUGCUAGAUAAUGCCUAACUGCACUACUAUUUUGCUACUUUCCAUCCUCUCAACAUUCCUAAAAUGACAAGCUAGGAAAAAUGUAAGGUGGUAUUUAGAAUAUACAAAGCUAGCCAUGAUCUUCCAUUUAUUUCCAUUCAAAGAGGAGUUAGGCCAAAGACAAUAUCAUGGUUGAUACAACAUUACAACUGGUGAGACUACUGUAUCCACCCAACUCCCAAAGUUUGGCAGACACUUAUCUUCAGACAGAUUGCUGAAGAACCAAGGCUGACAGCAUGUGAAGUCAAGACUUAGGAAAUUGGGCAAAUGCAGGAGCCUCCUCACAUUGUUGAAAAGCUGUACCAACCUCGAUGUUGUUCUCAGCACAACUCUAGUUUGAGUGGAAAUAAAUGGGAGAUCAUGGCCAGUCUUGUUUAAUGUAAACACUAUGUUCCUCCUUGCUUUUAAUAAUUUUGUGGGUGAUGAGAGGUGGGAAGCAGCAAAAUAGUAGUACAGUUAGCCUUUGUUUGGCACACCAAACAGACACAGCACACCCUCUGCAUCAGCUGACCAGCAAACUGAAGUGACUCUCCCAAUUGUCUGUUCCCAGCAGAGCAUAGAGGAUUAUCAGUGGGUGUUCCCAAAGCAUCAGAACAUCUUGCCUUACUAGGGAGAUGAGCCUCCUCCAUUUACACUGAAAGGUAAAGAAGUCAGCCCCAUGCUGUCCCCCUUCCUCUCUCUCUAUUCUUUCACUUCCAUGCAUUGAUGAUGUAAAGGUGAUGGGGCAAAAAAACAACAACAAUGAAGGCAACUGAAUACAGUUAAGGAUAUGUGUAAAUAUUUUUAUUAAUUUGUAAUAUAGUUUUAUAAUAAUGAAGUGCAACUAUCAGUGCUAGGUAGUUAAGUUAUGUAUGUACAUGUACAGAGUGAUGAUGGAGGAGAUAAACUGGCUACAGUGGCAUUGAUGCUUCAAGUGUAGUAGUGAAAGGAUAAUGAAAUGUAACAAAUUCACUCAGGCCUUGGUGGUUGGUUGUCUUGGCUUGAUCCAUAAGGCAUCUAAUUUUGAUAUCUGUUCAUGUCUUGCCUAAGGAAUGAUCCUAGUAAAUACCUCACUAGCAAGAUUUGCAGGUAUAUUUCUGUUUCAAUGAAAUUCAGGAAAUUCAUCUGAAUAUAAAAAAGAAUUAGCAUGAGGUAUUAUUCCAUGGGAAUCUGGUCUCAGGCAGGACAUAAUAGAUGAGUCUGACACCUUCACUGAUCAGGCCAAAAUUAUUACUGAUGUCUGUGUUGAUUUGUCACCUUUGACUGUACUUUCACCACCUAAGGAUGACCAAGAAAUGUUGUGUCUGAGUAUUAUGACUUUUCUUGGUCAUCCUUAGGUAGUGAAAGUAUAGUCAAAGAAAGGUGACAAAUCCACACAAACAUCAGUAAUCAUUUUGGCCUGAUCAGUGAGGUGUCAGACUCAUCUGUUGUGUUCUGCCUGAGACCAGAUUCCCAUGGAAUAAUACCUCAUGCUAGUUUUUCUAUAUUCAGAUCAAUUUUCCUAAAUUUCACUGAAACAGAAAUAUACCUGUAAAUCUUGCUAGUGAGGUACUUACUAGGGAGCAUACCUUUAGCAGGACAUGAGCAGAUAUCAAAACUAGAUGCCUUAUAGAUCAAGCCAAGACAACUAACUAAUCACCAAGGCCUGAAUGGACUUCUCACAUUUCACUAUACAACCUAUAUAUAUCAUUGCACAAUCAAUAUCUAGGAAUAAUUCAUUGUUUGAUACUAUUGUUGCUUAAAUGGAAUAAUAAUAUUUGUAAUUAUUUGCACAGAUCAUGAGCCUCAAGGAAGCAGGUCAUACAAUUAGAGAAAUGGCUAAAAACAGUUUGUAGUAUCCAGGACAAAACAAACAUUAUUGUUACUGUGUGUGGUUCAGGGGAGGAGGGUAAUUGUGAUACACUGAAACUAAAAAGGUUGUUUGGGUGCUCGAAAAGGUUGUUACAGUCUUAAUUAAAGCUUCCAGUGGUCUUGACAUCAGACUUUACUGCAAGUAUGAAAUCAGUAAAGACAAAUCCUAUUUGUCUUUCAGGGAUGCCCAGACUGUUUCUACAGUAGAUCACAAUUCCCUUCCUCUCUGAACUCCCAUGACCAAUGCUCAACUUGUAGUGGACCCUGCCAACUCAUCAGUAUUUCUCAAACUGACCUACUUCCUUAAGGCAGCUCAUGAACUGAAUGGUUAUCUCAAAUGAAUGUACUCUUUCAUUUUAGCCACAUUAGCAAACAAUGAAGUGUCAUAAGAUAUUGUGCAGUGUGUAAUGUACUGUGUAAUUUAGUUCCUUGGUCUGCUAAAUGUUAAGUGUAUUGUGGAAGUUAGAGGAAGUGUGGGUAUAAAAAGGUGAGUGUAUUGGUUUCUUGGUCUACUGUCAAGUGUUUCGUAGAGGUGAAACAAAAUGGAUGUAAAAGGUGAGUGUAUUCCAGACUAGUUUGACCAGUUACUUCUUAAGGGGAAUACGGUAAAUUAUGGUGCCAGCGUGCUGUGUGAACCAGGACUUGUAGACAACUAUGCUCACCGAGCAGGCCUGGUGAGAAGUGCAUAGCUUGCUUGACACCCUGCACAUUGGUACUGAACUUACUAAUCCACUGAAGAAGCACCUGGAGAAUCAAACCUGGUCCUGAACUUUUGCCAAGUUAUACAAACAGAACAAACAAUGGCUAUUACUAUACUUCCACAGCUUAAUGAUUUUAUCUCAUAAUUGCUGUACAGGAUGUAACACGAGAUUGAAUACUGUAAUUGCUGUACAGGAUGUAACAUGAGAUAGAAUACUGUAAUGUCCCAAAACCUGUAGAAAUGAUGACUGCAUAACUCACAUGACCACUGAACAAUCCGUGUCAACACAUUAUCAUUUCUUCAAGUUUUUGUGCAUUACAGUAUGCUGUGUAAUGAGACAAGUAGUACAGGUGAUUUACUGAUAAACAUUACACAUAUGGCUAAACAAAGCCUCAAAAUGCAUGUCAAUUGAACAUUUCCUAUUCAUGAUAACUUGUACUUUCAGUGGUAUCACCAGAAACUAGUGUUACACCCUGUAUUUUACAUGGCUUUUGCAAUUAUUACAUCCUAUCUUAUUUAGAAAAUAAAGAACAGUAUAAUUGCAGAAGUGAAAUCUAUCAAAGAAAUAUUGUAUGUUAAUUUUAGUCCAACAAUCAUAUUCCUAAAGACCACUGAAAUUCAUCUUCAUCGCAAUGACUAAAGCCUGUAGGUGUGAGACUACAAAUAAAUUAAUACCAUUAACAGAUAUAUGAUCACAUGGCAGUAGCAUAUCAGCACUGUUCACAGACUGACUUUGGCUCAGACUGCUCAGUUCAGGUCACUAGAUCAUAGUCUGGAAUGCGCCAACCUCACUCCACCCAUGUAGCUUCACAAGAUGUUCCAGUAAAAGUGUCUAUGGCAAUUCAUUGCUUACAUCUUAAAAAUAAAUCCUGCCAAGAGGCUCUUACUCAAGCUGCCUGUGAGUAUUGGACACGACAGCCAACGAGUUACAAAGACAUGAGGUCUGCAGUGCAAUGCUAGGCAGUGCAGAGAAAAAUACAAUACAGCUUUAUGAAUAAUCAGGAUAUCUUCAGUUAAGAAAGAUUUGUGGAGCACAACCCAAUACUGUUUUCUUUCCAUUCCUUAGAGGUCUCCAUAAUAUGAACCCCACUAGUGCUCUAUCAACUCUGACUGAAAAACAAUUUGAUUAACAUUGAAUUCCAAACACACAAAACAUCAAUGAUUUGACCUGUGAACUGUAAUGGGGUCAAGGCUUGGAAGACAUUCUCCAACACCUGGGGAAAACAGAUUAUGGGAAGCAUGGUGGUAAUAACAUCACAGCAGCACUACAUGACAGUUAAGGAGAAAAAGGGAAUGGUAGGCACAUCAUCGGCCAUCUUUUAUAUCAAGCCGAUACUAACUGAACCAAAAACAAAUACAUUCAACCAAAUAAAAUAUGUACAUAAAAUAAGAUUACUACACUUGAUAUAUUGUUUUGUAUAAUAAACUGAAAUGUAAAAACAUUUAGAAAAAAAAAAAUCACUACCUGAAUAAUAAUAAUUCAUAUUAAUUGAAUAAUCGAGUAUAAAAUAUACCUGCCAGAACGAGA
Messenger RNA from Portunus trituberculatus (swimming crab), 6856 nucleotides. RefSeq names its product target of rapamycin complex subunit lst8-like (gene Lst8). The transcript is spliced from 6 exons. Bases 295 to 1248 code for a protein of 317 amino acids. Gene Ontology annotation, biological process: TOR signaling; regulation of actin cytoskeleton organization. The record is from RefSeq and is a predicted model, not a curated record. Gene Ontology annotation, molecular function: protein binding. NCBI's taxonomy places the organism in Eukaryota, Metazoa, Arthropoda, Malacostraca, Decapoda, Portunidae. Gene Ontology annotation, cellular component: TORC2 complex; TORC1 complex.